AUGGGCAACCUAGCAUCGACAUACCGGCACCAAGGUCGAUGGACGCAGGCGGAGGCGCUCGAGGUGCAAGUGAUGGAGACAAGAAAGAGAGUGCUGGGGGAAGAGCAUCCCGACACGCUGACCAGUAUGGCCAACCUGGCAUCGACAUACUGGAAUCAAGGGCGAUGGAAGCAGGCGGAGGAGCUCGAGGUGCAAGUAAUGGAGACAAGAAAGAGAGUGCUGGGGGAAGAGCAUCCUGACACGCUGACCAGUAUGGCCAACCUCGCGUAUACUUUGAAAGAUCAAAAACGUGAAGAAGAAGCUGUGGAAUUGAUGACUUCCUGCUUAAAUCAUCGUGUCAAAGCGCUCGGUCCAUCGCACCAUGACACGCAAAUCGUUCUUGCAACGCUCAUGACAUGGUACGGUCACGAUGAUGAAGCAGAGGAUGAGGAAUCCGAGGGUGCAGGGCGCAUGCCUGGAGCGUGGGUGGAGUAG
Molecule: messenger RNA, 474 nt
Organism: Exophiala spinifera
Lineage: Eukaryota; Fungi; Ascomycota; Eurotiomycetes; Chaetothyriales; Herpotrichiellaceae
Exons: 1
Coding region: 1-474 (157 amino acids)
Molecular function (GO): protein binding
Source: RefSeq, a predicted model, not a curated record